Messenger RNA from Mus pahari (shrew mouse), 4628 nucleotides. It is a transcript of the gene Sphk2, whose product is annotated as sphingosine kinase 2. Gene Ontology annotation, cellular component: membrane; intracellular membrane-bounded organelle; cytoplasm. Lineage: Eukaryota; Metazoa; Chordata; Mammalia; Rodentia; Muridae. The record is from RefSeq and is a predicted model, not a curated record. Bases 2046 to 3905 code for a protein of 619 amino acids. The transcript has 6 exons. Gene Ontology annotation, biological process: positive regulation of apoptotic process; sphingosine biosynthetic process; sphinganine-1-phosphate biosynthetic process.
CAACCUGUGGGUCUGGACCCUUUCACAGGGUCGUAUACUAGCUAUCCUGUAUACCACAUACUUACAGUUCGUAACAGUAGCAGAGUUACGGUUAUAGCAAUGAAAUGUUUGGGGGUCACCACGACAUAAACGAACUAUAUUAAAGGGUCCCAGCAUCAUGAAGGUUGAGAACCACUGGUCUGAAGUCUGUGGGUGUCAUACCAGGGGCCAUAACGUCUGCCAGGGCCCUUUUGCCGCUGACCCCAGACUUCCCCUGGGGGCAGGGUGAGCAGUCCUUUUCUCUCCCAGCCGGGCAGCUGAGGGCAACACAGGGCGAGGUCACUCAGUUUGGGUGAGUUAGCGUUUUCCCUUUCCUGUUCCCGUUUCUCUGCUGAGGUCUCAGCCCCUUUGGUCAGGGUUUUCUCAGCGCUCUGGCUGUAUCCCGGGUUCUGCAUCUCCCUGAGUUCCUCCUCUGACAGCAUGGCAUGUUAUCUGGGGUGGACGCUGCUGUGGAUGGGAUGCAAGGGGUAUUUGGCAAUAAGCAGACUCCCUCCUCUUAUUUUUUGUCUAAGAAGUUUUGUCCUUGCCUGAUCAGAGUUAAUGUGAGCACGCUUUGCCCAGCGUGUGGGAGGCACAUUUAGACAGCAGUGUUUGCGCGCACACACCCCCACACCCCGAUUGUGUCUCCUGCCGCCCUCUCCUUGCCUGUCUCUGUCCACCUCUGUUUUCCCUGGCCCUCAGUUCCUUCCCAGCUCUGGGUUUCCAAUACUUUCCCUUACCUAUGCUUCUUUCUGGGGCUGUCUUGUCACAUGGUGGUUUCCUGGGAUGUUAAUCUCAUUCUUCCUCCAGGAAGGCUAUCAGUUUGUAAAUCAAUGAGCCUCCCGAGCCUGGGAAUGGUCUCCACCUGUGUUGAUCAUUUUCUGGGGUUUGUUUGACACAAGGUGUCCCACGACUGGCUCUAAGCAGCAGAGGCAGCUCCUGCGCUUCCUGACGCUUCUGCCUCAGCCUCCCUGGUUUUUAAGAUUACAGGACACCAUCACACUCACCUCUUUCUAUCUCUGCUUUGCUCUGAUACCAACGUUGGAGAGUUGGUUGAAGGACUCCUCCACACCCCUUUUUAUUGACUCUGUUGGGAAGGGCUUGUUUUGACCUCAGCAAAGAUGGCGGGCUAAGCUUUGCAUUCGACCACGUCCUUUCAUCUGCUGCCAACGUGCCCUCACUUAUAAUGGGAGCUGCCUAGCUCGGUUGAAGCCCCGCCCGAUUUCCGUCGACAGCCGCCCUGCCCCGGCGCGUAGUUAUGAAGGCGGAUGCCUCCGGCCCCCCUGCCCUCUCAUUGGUGCGGCUCGGACUCGGGGCGGCCAUUGGCUGGACGGACGCACACCCUUCCCCCACCCCUAGAUGGGGGCGGUAGUGCAGACUCUGGAGGGGCUGCCGGACGACGCAGCGUGCACGCAGGUUACAGGGUUUGGGGUGACCCCAGAGGGGCGGACACUCGGGCCUGGUGCGGAGUGCUGGGUGAAAUCUGGAAACGGCAAAAGAGACUCAGACCUGGUCCUGCGUUGCGGCCCUGGAGUGGCUGUACGGGCUAGGGAGACCGGGGACAAACGGUGGUGGGCCGGGAGCCUGUGGGUGGAGCCAAGAUCUGGGGUCCUGGGAGACCGAGACCCGGCCUAGAAUGGAGCAUUCAUAAGGCUCUGUGCUGGUGUCUGAUUUGAGGGCCUCAUACCGGUCCCUACAGGUUUUAAGGGUGGGGCAGAUACAUGGGCGUUAAAGGAGCGGCCCAGAGCAGCGGGCAGAGGUAGAUCCGGAGGGACAAUAUUCAUGGGGGCGUGUCCCAGGCUGCUGUGAGCCUGAGAAGGGUGACAAACUAGUCAGGCAACUGGGUUGAACUGCCCAAAGGUGAGCAGUUAGUUAGGAGGUUGGAACCUUCUGCCGAGCCGGACAGAGAAGGGGCUCAGUCCUGGCUCACCCUCGUCCUGGAGAGAACUCGGCCAGACACCCAGAGGCUGGUCCAGGAGCUGACCACAAGCCAAGAGCCUAGGAGUGCUUGGGACUGAACCAGGGUCAUGGCCCCACCACCACUGCUGCCAGUGGCCGCCAGCACCCCAAUCCUGCACGGCGAGUUUGGUUCCUACCCGGCCCAUGGCCCACGGUUUGCCCUCACCCUCACAACACAAGCCCUACACAUACAGCGACUGCGCCCAAAGCCAGAAGCCCGGCCCCGAGAUGGUCUGGUCUCUCUGGACGAGGUCUCGGGCUGUGGCACGCUGCAGAGCCGUAGCCCCGAAGACACUGGAGCCUACUUCUGCAUCUACACCUACCCACGAGGUCGGCGAGGGAGCCGGCGCAGAGCUACUCGAACCUUCCGGGCCGAUGGGGCUGCCACUUAUGAGGAGAAUCGUGCAGAGGCCCAGCGCUGGGCCACUGCCCUCAUGUGCCUCCUCCGAGGAGUGCCUCUGUCAGGGGACCAGGAAAUCACCCCUGAAUUGCUGCCCCGGAAGCCCAGGCUGCUCAUAUUGGUCAAUCCUUUUGGGGGGCGGGGCCUGGCCUGGCAGCGCUGCAUGGACCACGUGGUGCCCAUGAUCUCCGAAGCUGGGCUGUCCUUCAACCUCAUACAGACAGAACGACAGAAUCAUGCCCGUGAGCUGGUGCAGGGCUUGAGCCUGAGUGAGUGGGAAGGCAUUGUCACUGUGUCUGGAGACGGGCUGCUUUAUGAGGUGCUGAAUGGGCUCCUUGAUCGGCCAGAUUGGGAAGACGCCGUGCGGAUGCCCAUUGGUGUCCUCCCCUGUGGUUCGGGCAAUGCACUAGCUGGGGCGGUGAACCAUCAUGGCGGGUUUGAGCAGGCUGUCGGGGUUGACCUGUUGCUCAACUGCUCGCUGCUUCUCUGCCGGGGUGGCAGCCAUCCUCUGGACCUGCUCUCUGUGACGCUAGCCUCAGGAUCCCGCUGUUAUUCCUUUCUGUCGGUGGCCUGGGGAUUCUUGUCAGAUGUGGACAUUCACAGUGAGCGCUUCAGGGCCCUUGGCAGCGCUCGAUUCACACUGGGUGCAGUGCUAGGCCUGGCCUCGUUGCAUACCUACCGUGGACGCCUCUCCUACCUCCCCGCUACCACAGAACCAGCCUUGCCAAUCCCAGGCCACAGUCUGCCUCGAGCCAAGUCAGAACUAGCCUUGGCUCCGGCCCCAGCCCCAACCGCCACCCACUCGCCUCUACAUCGAUCUGUGUCUGACCUGCCCCUGCCCCUGCCCCUGCCCCAGCCCGCCUUGGUCUCCCCUGGUUCCCCUGAGCCCCUGCCUGACCUUUCCCUCAAUGGUGGUGGUCCAGAGCUGACUGGAGACUGGGGAGGAGCUGGGGAUGCACCUCUGUCCCCAGACCUACUGCUGCCUUCAUCCCCCAACGCUCUCAAAACAGCUCAGCUUUCACCCAUCGCUGAAGGGCCCCCAGAAAUGCCAGCAUCCUCGGGAUUCCUGCCUCCCACCCACAAUGCUCCAGAAGCCUCUACCUGGGGCCCGGUGGACCACCUGCUCCCUCCCCUUGGCUCUCCCCUGCCCCAAGACUGGGUGACAAUAGAGGGGGAGUUUGUACUCAUGUUGGCCAUCUUGCCAAGCCACCUCUGCGCAGACCUGAUGGCAGCCCCACAUGCGCGCUUUGAUGAUGGUGUGGUGCACCUGUGUUGGGUGCGGAGCGGCAUCUCACGGGCUGCACUUCUCCGCAUUUUGCUGGCCAUGGAGCAUGGCAACCACUUCAGCCUAGGCUGCCCACAUCUGGGCUAUGCUGCAGCCCGUGCCUUCCGCCUUGAACCACUCACGCCUCGUGGCCUGCUCACUGUAGAUGGGGAGUUAGUGGAGUACGGGCCAAUACAGGCACAGGUGCACCCAGGUCUCGCCACGCUGCUCACUGGGCCUGCAGGUCAAAAGCCAAAAGCCUGAACGAGCCUAAAAGCAUGUCGAGUUGGUGGAACCAGCGCCCCAUAGGCUAAGAUCUAUCUUUUAUAGGUAGAAGUAGGCCCGCUCUCAGAUCUGCGAGGGUGGAGAGUGGUCCUGACCCUCAGUUCCCAGAGGACCUAGAGGCUUGAGGGUAGGGCCUGCCUUUCUUGAUGUCCAAUGAUGGGGCCUGGAAUGUAUGAGCUAGCAAGGCUUCUUUAGCUUACUGUCCAGCCAGGGUUUCUUCUUGCCUACUCCGGUGCCUCUACUUGACUGGCCAAUCAGCCCUUGAGGGGCAGGUUCCCCCGGGUGGUCCCAGAUUUGCACUAAUGUUCCUCCCCUGGCCAGUUAGGGGUGGGAUGCUCUGUGUCUUGUGUGUCCCUCUCCCUAGUCUAAAAAGCAAUUGAAAAGGUCUAUGCAAUAAAGGCGUGGCUUUCCUCUAGACCUUCACCCCUCCCACCCGACAUCCCUUUCCGUUACUGUGGUCCUAGAAGGCAUAGCAGCAGCAUCCCGCUUGGAUGCAGCCUUGAGUCAGAGCCAGUAGCUGCUUUGUCCGCCACAACAGCUGGCUCCCGGGUUCUCAAGAUUUAUUCAGGAUUGUGUUGAUGGAGGCGGUUGGAUGGAUGGGUUCCCGACAUGCUAAGAGCACACACAGGACCCUCCCCACCCCCGCAAGGGAGGUGGGGGAAGGCUAGCUUUUUCUUAAAAAUAUAAAUGUAUUUGUCUGCA